GGGAUGUUCUCUCUUUUCCUCGCAGGGCGGCAGCGGCGGUGGUUGUGCUGCUGCUCUCUCUGAAGUAUCCAGGUCCAUCCUCGUCGCUGCGGCGACACCCGCACCCGCCGCCGCCAUGACUGAGCAGAUGACCCUCCGUGGCACCCUCAAGGGCCACAAUGGGUGGGUGACCCAGAUCGCCACCACCCCGCAGUUCCCAGACAUGAUCCUGUCCGCCUCCCGAGACAAGACCAUCAUCAUGUGGAAGCUGACCAGGGAUGAGACCAACUACGGCAUCCCCCAGCGUGCUCUUCGGGGUCACUCCCAUUUCGUGAGUGACGUGGUCAUCUCCUCAGAUGGCCAGUUUGCCCUCUCUGGCUCCUGGGACGGAACCCUUCUCUGGGAUCUCACAACGGGCACCACCACGCGCCGGUUCGUGGGCCACACCAAGGACGUGCUGAGUGUGGCCUUCUCCUCUGACAACCGGCAGAUUGUCUCUGGCUCCCGAGAUAAAACCAUCAAGUUGUGGAAUACUCUGGGUGUGUGCAAGUACACCGUCCAGGAUGAGAGCCACUCAGAGUGGGUGUCUUGUGUGCGCUUCUCACCCAACAGCAGCAAUCCCAUCAUCGUGUCCUGUGGCUGGGACAAGCUGGUCAAGGUAUGGAAUCUGGCAAACUGCAAGCUGAAGACCAAUCACAUCGGCCACACGGGGUACCUGAACACUGUGACUGUCUCUCCAGAUGGGUCCCUCUGUGCUUCUGGAGGCAAGGAUGGCCAGGCCAUGCUGUGGGACCUCAACGAAGGCAAGCAUCUUUAUACACUUGAUGGUGGGGACAUCAUCAACGCCCUGUGCUUCAGCCCCAAUCGUUAUUGGCUCUGUGCUGCCACUGGCCCCAGCAUCAAGAUCUGGGACUUGGAGGGUAAGAUCAUUGUAGAUGAAUUGAAGCAAGAAGUUAUCAGUACCAGCAGCAAGGCAGAGCCACCCCAGUGUACCUCUCUGGCCUGGUCUGCUGAUGGCCAGACGCUCUUUGCUGGCUACACAGACAACCUGGUGCGAGUGUGGCAGGUGACCAUCGGCACCCGCUAGAAAUACAUGGCAGAGCUUUAGUAAUAAAAUGGUUUUCUGGCUUGUA
This is a messenger RNA of Myotis lucifugus (little brown bat), 1112 nucleotides long. RefSeq names its product receptor of activated protein C kinase 1. Gene Ontology annotation, biological process: rescue of stalled cytosolic ribosome; positive regulation of protein phosphorylation. Gene Ontology annotation, molecular function: translation regulator activity; protein kinase C binding; ribosome binding. The record is from RefSeq and is a predicted model, not a curated record. Gene Ontology annotation, cellular component: nucleus; cytosol. Lineage: Eukaryota; Metazoa; Chordata; Mammalia; Chiroptera; Vespertilionidae.